GCGGUCACUCUGUUAUUCCUUGGUAGCUUUCUGAACGCCCAAGCCAACUCUUAUCUUCACUACACUCAAGCACAAUGGCCGCCCUCGCUGUGUCCGCCUCCAUCUCCGCCAGCGCCUUCUGCGGCCAGAAGCUUGCUGUGAAGAACAAUGUGAAGGCUGCCCCCGCCAAGGCCGUUAGGUUCACCGCUCCCCGCGCCAAGUACGGUGAUGAGAGCGUGUACUUUGACCUGAAGGACCUCGGCAACACCACUGGUUCCUGGGACCUGUACGGCAACGACGGUGCCUCGCCUUACAACGGCAUGCAGGCCAAGUUCUUCGAGACCUUCGCCGGCCUUUUCACCAAGAGGGGAAUUCUUCUGAAGGUGCUCAUCCUCGGCUAUGCUGGCGCCAUCGGUCACUUCGCUGCCAACUCCACCGGUGACAUCAUUGCCAUCCAGAACGGUCCCCAGAAGGCCGCUGCUCUUGGCCCCCGGGGCAAGAUCUAAAUGCAUUUGAGAUGCUGACUCUGUAAAGAUAUUCCUAUAAGUGAUUAUUUCAAUAUUCACCCUCUUUCUCCCCGCGUACUAGCCCCUGCUGUGUAACCACGUAGGGGUAUGUUCGGAAUGCCUACCUUCAUGCCUGUAGCAUGCAAGCAUGCCUGUCAAUUUAACAGCGAGACCAACAUGGGGUCAUGGCGAUGCUUCUGUCUUG
This is a messenger RNA of Closterium sp. NIES-67, 690 nucleotides long. NCBI's taxonomy places the organism in Eukaryota, Viridiplantae, Streptophyta, Zygnematophyceae, Desmidiales, Closteriaceae. The record is from the annotation of a GenBank genome assembly.